Molecule: messenger RNA, 3219 nt
Organism: Ceraceosorus bombacis
Lineage: Eukaryota; Fungi; Basidiomycota; Exobasidiomycetes; Ceraceosorales; Ceraceosoraceae
Source: the annotation of a GenBank genome assembly
AUGUCCAGCUCGCAGCAAGCCAGGCAGGACCAUCCUUUUGAUUCAGUCUCAAAGCCUGCACAGGAUGGCGGCCCUGCAGCGCUGGCUGGCCGAGCAUCCACCUCGUUCAGCCACGACGGGUCCACCUUGGCUGUCACCUCCGCGUAUUCACACAGUGCUCCUCCAUCUCAGCGCACAUCUCCCGUCAUUCGAGGAUCUCGGCUAGUUGGUAGGCAAGGGGCUAGGGCUUUGCAUGCUGGAAUCGCGCCUAGUCAGGAAGCUGCUCACAACACUCAGAUGGGUGUGCCACCCUCUGGUCUGGUGGCCAUCGCAGCCCACAAGGCCUCCGAAUCGCUUGGGCUGCGACGUCGCUCAGCUCAAGGCGAGAUCUUGGAGGCCAGCACUGGCUCUGAAGAAGCCGGCCCAUCUCGAUCUGGCCCGGGCAAAGUCGAUGUGCUUAGUGCAGAUGGAAGCACUGACAGUGAGCGCGGCCCAAGGAUGGGCAUCGCAGCGCGAAGGCGAUUGACCGGUAGCAACGAGAGUCAGCAGGCGGGCACACCAUUCGCACCAGCUGCGCCCAGCAGCAAUGCACCCAGCGCCAGCCACAACCCAAGCGAUCUCAGCAUGACGUUGCCUUCUUCCACCUUGGCUGCCUUGCCCGAGCACGGUACUCCACCAGCGCACUCCACCUCGCGCUUCCACCAGGCGCUUACCACCCCCGGUACGCCGGGCUCACCUCGAACAGCACGCACGCCAGGUGCUUCCCCCAUCUUGACACCAUUCGCGCGCGCUCGAGCAGACGUCGAAGCAGCUGCCGUGGUCGCUGCAUUGCGACAAGCUCAGAACCCAGCUCUGGCGGCACGCAUAGACAGCGCAGCGGCGUACUCGGACUUUGAGGAUGGCAUUGCGCCUCCCCUUGCGCGCCCUGCCAGUGCACCUCCUAGAAAAGGUCGUAGUUGGGUCGAAAAGGCAAAAGCUGCCACUUUGCCCGGCAAUCGCGCCAAGCAGUCUGAUGAGAUCUCAUCCCAUCCUCGUCGCUCUGCCGGCGCGCUAAAGGACGACUAUUUCGCCGAGAAGAGCGUAAAUGCGGUCCCCUCUUCGUCCACGUCCAAGAUAGAGGUCCCAGUGGAGAGCGUUGUGACGGAUCCUUCGCUAUUCGCUCUCAGCCCCGCCAUGGGCGCAGCUGCUCCAGCUUUGAUCGCAGCCAGUGCCAACGGGCUCGCAGUCGGCGUCUCAACGUCCUCCAAUCGAGGAAAGUCACCUGCUGUCUCGAGGAGGUCAAGUGCUGCAACACUCGCGCCGAUCGGUGACAAGGCGGGAAUUCGACAAGCAGGCAUAAGGCGGGCGGAAGCUCUUCGGGAACUCGACCCGCGUAGUCAAGGCAUCAUCUUUGCUCUCGUCUGCGCUUGGGGAGCUGUUCUAUGUCUCGACAGGCUUACCACGUACAGCUAUCAGACCAUUGCGACCAACUCCUUCGCCGCUCACAGCAGCUUGUCUUUUCUGAACGUCGUGCGAGCUCUGGUCGCAGCCAUCGCAGGUCCACCUUUUGCGCUUAUUGCCGACAGUUUGGGACGCGCGAAUGCCUUUACUCUUGGCCUCGCCUUCUACGCAUCUGGGCAUGCGCUACUUGCCGCUAGUCACAACACUGCUGCAUACGCCGGAGGCGUGACGCUCUUCGAGAUUGGAGCGAAUGGGCUCGUCGUGCUUCAGUGGACUCUCUUGGCGGACAUGACAUCGAGCAAGAAUCGUCUGCUCUUCGUCAUUCUUCCUCAGAUGCCGUUUCUUAUCUUCUCAUUCAUCAGUGCCAACAUCUAUGCUGCAGUCUUGCCUCAUUGGCGUUGGGGCGUUGGCAUGUUUGCCAUACUUGGGCCGGCGACUCUGGUUCCACUCAUCGCCAUGCUCUACACUGCUGAAGCGUCUGUCGCUACGCCCUCUCUGCCAGCGCCGCCUCGCGCACGCCAACGACCAAUGAGCCGAGCAAACGAGCUGCUUCAAGUUGUGGACCUGCCAGGACUCGUGCUACUGUGCGCAGCCUUGUCGCUCCUGCUCAUCCCGCUCACACUUGCAGCCAGUACGCCAGGUCGAUGGGCUUCUGCGGAUAUCAUCGCUGAACUCUGUUCGGGGGCAGCACUUGUUGUGGCGUUUGCGGUGUGGGAGCUCAAAGGGGCACGCUUCCCUCUGCUGCCCCGUGCACUCUUGAUGAAUCGCACUGCUUGGGCUGGAGCUUUGACGCUUGCCAGCUUCUGGAUCAGCAACACAGUCCUCACCGCGUAUCUGCCCACAUACCUCUACGUCGUUCAGGAUACAAGCAAUCGAGCGCAGCAAAACAUCUCGACGCUGUACUCCUUCACUGUCGCUCUGGCAUCGUUGCCGGUAGCUCUGACGGUACGAUACGCCGGCAGACUCAAGCCCUUCGCAGUCAUCGGCAUCGUUCUCUUCACAGUCGGUUUGGGAGUGAUGGUCGGAUUCAACGGCAACAGUGGCACACGAUUCCACAUCAUCGCUGCGCAGAUCAUCAUUGGCCUGGGCGGUGCAUUCACAGUGGCUGUGGUGCAAAGCCUCAUUCAGGUCAGCGUGCCGCACGCGCUGUGCGGACAGAGCAUCGCGGUACUCAACAUCUGCAUCAAUCUGGGCGUCGCGGUUGGAUCAGCGCUCGCAGGUGCGAUGUGGACAGGGCUUUUGCCGGGCUACCUAGCACAGGAGCUCAGACCGAUCAGCGGUCUCUCCAUGCUCAGCGCCAUCUUCUCAGAACCUUUGACUUGGAUCAUGGAACACGCUGUCGGUACCUCGGAGCGCACAGCCGUCGUCGCCGCCUACGUCAGGGUGUUUCGGUACAUGAUGGUAGCUGCGACCUCCAACUGCGCGCUCGCAUUCGCGGCGGCUUGCUUGCUGGGUAAUCCGAAGCUGGGUAACACGCUCAGCACGGUGGAGGGAGAGGAUGGAAGCGCGCGUUCGGUGAGGGGCGAGUCUGCGACAAGCACAGACGCCAAGAGUAUCAACUUGCUGGGCGAUGCGUGGCUCGCUCGUUUGGAUCGAGUAUUCAUGCGUGCCAGCUCCAGACCGGGCGAGAACAAGAAACGCGGCACGCCCGAUCCUAGCGAAGACUCUGCCGCUGCCCAAGCUGGAUUUUCCAAAGAUGCGCUGUACUCUAAGGCUGCUUCAGCCAGCCCUCCAGGACCGGAGGUGCACGUCGAGCCGCCGCCCGAAGACAACGAUGCUCGCCCUACUCGGCAGCUGUGA